UUUUGUUUACGUUUUGUUUUACAAAAAUCGUUCGAUCAGCGGCUUUGUGGCCUGCGGAAAAUUUUUACUUAAAAAAAGUGCUCAAAAAGUGGACGCAAAUCCGCCUAAAACUCCGAUGCCCUCUACGAUUGCCACCUACGAGUAUGAGUGUACUCGCAAGUGCCGGCUGCCGGAACACGGAAAUGGAAUAACCGCGGCGCUAACCAAGCGUUCAAUUUCGGACGAGCUGUUGGCUGCAUUUGUUGCGAAAUUCUGCCGCAACUUUGCCGAAAUUUUAGAUGAUCAGGGAAGGAGUGCUUUGCACCUGGCCGCUUCCGUUGGCCGGUACGCGGUUGCCGAAUGGCUCAUCAAUCAUGGCGCCAGUAUCGCGCUGAAAGAUAGAGAAUCCGGUCACACGCCACUGCACCGGGCCAUGUACUAUGGCUGUGUUGGGGUGGCCGUGAUGUUGGUUAAGUAUGGAGCCGGGAUUGACGUUCCGGACGAGGAUUUUGUCAAUCCGUUGCAGCUGUGCAGCAAUGUUCCCAAGGACAAAACUAACGGCAAAGGUUACGAAAUCAUGGUUUGGGGAAAGAACAAAAAUUACAACCUCGGCAUUGGCAAUGUGGAGGGCAAGGAGGCACCGGACUUCAUCGAUUACUUCCGCAAAAACCGGAUAACUAUCGAGAAGAUGUCCAUCAACACGUACCACAGCGUGUUCCUGACGAAAGAUGGUGAUGUGUACACGACGGGCCAUGGGCGGGGCGGCCGAUUGGGGAAUGGCGCUGAGAAUACCGUGGUCUAUCCCACUAAAGUUCCGGUACCGACUCGGAAUCCCGAGUCGGAAAGGAUUGUGGACGUCAGCACCGGGCGAUAUCAUACCUUAUUGCUGUCUGAUCAGAAUUGUAUAUAUUCCUGUGGAGAAAACAAUCACUGCCAAUUAGGAAUAAAACCUCCGCCAGAGAAGCAACUAACUUUUACCAGUAUCGGAGGGUUGCAUAAUUUCGCCGAUAAGAAAAUCAAACGUAUCAUUGCCAAAGAUUACCAUUCGAUAGCGAUUUGCGAGGCGGACGUCUACGUUUGGGGUUCGAAUGGAGGUCAGUUUGGUAUGAAAAAGGAGCUGAACCAACUUCUUACACCAAAACCUCUUCCACUGGUUCCGGAGCUUGGCAAAGAUAAACCGGAAGUGGCAAACCGGGACACAACAAUCAAGCUUGUCGAGUCCAGCAACGCAGCGAUUGUGGUCUACACACAGUCGAGUUAUUUAUAUAUUUUCAAAAAUUUCAAAACCCGGACCUACAAAAAUCCUCUGAUGGAGAAGUUCGAAUGCAUUUCCGUGUCCGGUGGCGAAUUUGUCAGCAAAAAAGAAGACGUCGGAAAGAACAGUAAACCGUUGCGAAUCAUAGCAUUUACGGUGUCCCGGAACAUCUACAUUUGGUACGAUGACUGUCAGCAGUUUUUGCGAUGCGUUUUCGCCCAAUCACGCAAUCUGGAAAUCGAAAAGAUUGUCUGGUGCAACAACCACGCACUGGUACUGUUGCUGGGAAAUCUCUAUCAUGGAACAAUCACGCACAAGCUGAACGCUCAGGCCGUUACGCAGAUCAGUGAGUACACCGAAACCUACACCAAGAAAGAGAUGAGUACCACCAACAAAACUCGGAUCGAAUUGAAACGCAUUAAAAUGUUGAACAACGUCGUGGAUUUCGUUUGCGACGAUGAUGGAGAGAAUUUUGCUGUUUUGUUGGAAAACUCCCGUAGACAUUUCAACCUGCCGGAGCUGGUAGAAUCAAACUACGAUUUUGGAUCGUUGCUGGCCGAAGCUCACGAAAUGGAUGGUGCUCGCGAUGUGUUGUUUACUGUUGAUUAUCAAACUUUUCCGGCCCACCGUUUUGUGCUUUAUCAUCGGUGUAGACAUCUGAGAAAGCUACUGGAGAAGAAGCCCAACCAAAAGGACUUCCAACUGCACGGGUACGAAGGGUUGACUGGUUCAAUUUUUGAACUGAUACUACGAUAUAUCUACGGAAAUGUGGUAAUAUCUAGGGGCGAUGUGGAUAAGCUGGUGAGGCAGUUGAAUCCUGGAGGAAAAAUCGACAAAGAAAACACCGCAGAAAUGGUUUCCCGGUUGAAAAAAGUUUUCAAACAGUUUGAAAUUGGUGGCAUGAAUGAGUCGUUGAAAAUUCUUUCAGAGGACCCCUUUUUGGAGGAUUACCCCAAGUUGCCUCGGGACUCAUAUCCGGACUUACAGGAUGUCAUCAUAAAACUGCAAGAUAACCAAGAGAUAAAGGCCCACAAGUGUGUGCUGAUGGCCCGGUUAGAGUACUUCAAUAUGAUGUUUAGCCAUAGUUGGGCGGAGAGUAAAACGGUAAACCUGACAACGGUUCCGCUGGAAUACAUGGACCCGAUCAUUGAGUUUCUGUACGACAACAACUACCAGCGGGUGCGGAAUCAGAAAUAUUCGGACCAUUUUCUGUUCUCGAUGAUUACCAUCUGUGAUCAGUUCUUCAUUGACGAGCUCAAGAGCCUGUUCGAGGAAAUCCUGUGCGACCGCAUCAAUCUGCGCAACGUGGGGGAGCUGAUCGAAUACGCCUUCCAGUACAACUGCGAUGUGCUGAAGACGAUGUGUAUGCAAUUUAUCAGUGUGAACUUGGCCAGAAUAUUGGAGCUCCGUUCGUUGGACGGACUGGAAGCGAAUGUGCUGGCACAGAUUGACAAAUUCUACAAGGAAUUUUAUAACCUUGCGGACUACCGGACAAUAACACCUUCGGCCAACGCUAUCGAAGACGAGGAUUUGCUGAUAUUUGUAAAUGAUUUUUGUGUAGAUUUAAAUUAUAAGGCAACUGACGUGACUAGUUCUAAAAGUAAAACGCCCAAAGGCAAACUGACCCCAAAAAGUACCAAAACGCAACUGGAAAAGCGAAAUUACGAGAAGGAAGCCAUGGUGUACAUUCGAGACUUGUCUUUCGAAGAAAUUCCUUCUGUGAAAACUGAGGAGAAAAAAUCGGAAAAAGUGGAAAACGGCCAUUCUGCACCAACGGAAAAAGAGAUUAAAAAUUGGCAAAAAGUUGUAGAUAAGAAGGACCCCAAGAAAAAGUCGAUACCAGUAGCAUUGAAAGCAAAUGAAAUAAUAAAAAAUGAAUCGAAGGCUCAAGAGAACUUCUCCAAUAUCAAAACGAUUUUAGAGAAAGCUACAUCUCCGAUUAAUGAAUCAGGACCAUCUGCAACAACAGUCGAAGAAAAUGAUUCCGGUUACGGCAGCAGUCGUCAGAUGUCUUUCAACUUGUCGGAUUUCACAAUUCUUAAACCUAAACUAUCCCAAAAACAGCGCAAACGCAUUACAUCUACUUCCGAAUCCAAACCAACUGAGAACAGUAAACCUGUAACUACGCCGGAAGUUUCACCCAUGAAUCCGUGGAAAAAUAUGAACAACUCGGCAGCUGACAUGUUUAAAUCGGAACCCAUCGCUAUAACAUCACCACGAAAUGGGCAACGAAAAAUUUCCACCGGAAACAACGGUAGCUUCGAAUCGGUUUCACCAAUGAAUGGUGCUGGGUCCUUUCACGCUCACCCUGCUACAAUGGCAACAUCGCCACCCUUUAAACAUCGAUCAACAAUCAAAUCACCACCGGUCGAAAGGUCCCAGAAAGAGUUUAGCAAAAUACAGGAAGACGAACGCCGACAGAAGCAGUACUACGAAAAGAUCAAAUCCAAGUCCCUGGUUCAAACGCAAAUCGAGGAGCGUGCCAUCGAGGAACUGCGACAGUUUUAUAACGUGGACAGUGUGGACGAUGAGACGAUUACGGUAGAACGGUACCGGCCGCAGCCGACCAAUGCUAUCAACUUUGCCGUCUGGCAAUAUCAGUAGCGGGUUUUAUUUUCGGGAAGUCAGAGGUGGUAAUUAGGUGGUCCAAAAGUUUGCGUUUUUUCGUUGUUGAACAAGUCUUGACGCAACACCAAAAAGAUAGUGGUGUAAAUAUAAGUCAAUUUUUUUUUAA
Molecule: messenger RNA, 3968 nt
Organism: Uranotaenia lowii
Lineage: Eukaryota; Metazoa; Arthropoda; Insecta; Diptera; Culicidae
Product: inhibitor of Bruton tyrosine kinase-like
Exons: 8
Coding region: 116-3838 (1240 amino acids)
Molecular function (GO): protein binding
Source: RefSeq, a predicted model, not a curated record